This is a messenger RNA of Eutrema salsugineum, 1520 nucleotides long. RefSeq names its product tRNA-dihydrouridine(20/20a) synthase. The coding region runs from base 167 to 1408 and encodes 413 amino acids. The transcript is spliced from 11 exons. Lineage: Eukaryota; Viridiplantae; Streptophyta; Magnoliopsida; Brassicales; Brassicaceae. Gene Ontology annotation, molecular function: tRNA dihydrouridine synthase activity. The record is from RefSeq and is a predicted model, not a curated record. Gene Ontology annotation, biological process: tRNA dihydrouridine synthesis.
CCAUUGUAUCAGUGCAUUAGCGUAUUGUCGUGUUUCUUGAGGAAGUGGAUGAUGCGGUCAAAAGUGUUCGAUGAAAUGUCUCAGUGAUAUUUGAUCUUCUUCAGGCACGAUAUCAUCACUCAAAUUUGAAGCUUCAUCUUCUCCAACUCGCGACGGACAAUUCUUCAUGUGGUGCCUACCAUCUGUUCGACCUAAUGUCUCUGUGAUGAUGAUCAAGUCUUCUUUCCAUCAUCAUCCUCCGAUACUCAAACUCACUUGUAAAUUCUCAACCACGACCACUUCCUCCCCCUAUCUUCCUCCUUUAUUCAGCAUCGCCCCAAUGAUGGAAUGGACAGAUAAUCAUUACCGGACGCUUGCUCGCCUCAUAACAAAGCACGCUUGGCUUUACACAGAGAUGAUUGCCGCUCAAACUAUUGUUCACCAGCAGAACAAUUUGGACAAGUUCUUAGCUUUCUCUCCUCAACAACAUCCUAUUGUUCUUCAAAUCGGUGGGAGCAAUGUGGAAAGCCUUACAAAAGCUGCUAAGCUUGCUGAUGCUUACGGAUACGACGAAAUCAAUCUCAACUGUGGAUGCCCUAGUCCUAAAGUAGCCGGCCAUGGAUGCUUUGGUGUUAGCCUCAUGCUCAACCCUAAGCUUGUUGGAGAUGCAAUGUCUGCCAUCGCCGACAAUACUAACGUCCCUGUUACUGUGAAAUGUCGAAUUGGUGUGGACGAUCAUGAUUCCUAUGAUGAGCUCUGUGACUUUGUUUACAAGGUUUCUACUCUGUCACCAACCCGGCAUUUCAUUGUACAUUCACGCAAGGCACUGCUUGGUGGGAUUAGCCCUGCAGAUAAUCGGAGAAUCCCUCCUUUAAAGUACGAGUAUUACUAUGCCCUUGUGCGUGACUUCCCGGACUUGAGAUUCACAAUUAAUGGAGGCAUUACUUCUAUAUCUAUGGUAAACGCUUCAUUGAAGGAAGGAGCUCAUGGAGUCAUGGUAGGCCGCGCUGCAUACAACAACCCAUGGCAGACACUAGGACAUGUUGACACUGCAGUUUAUGGUGUUCCAAGCAGUGGCCUUACACGGCGACAGGUUCUUGAGCAAUAUCAAGUAUACGGAGAUGCUAUCUUGGGAACACAGGGAAACGGGAGGCCUAAUGUAAGGGAUCUAGUGAAGCCUCUGCUAAACAUUUUCCACUCAGAGAAUGGAAAUAGCUUGUGGAAGCGAAGAGCAGACGCUGCUUUCAGAGAGUGCAAGACGGUUGGAUCAUUGCUGGAAGAAAGCUUGAAGGCGAUCCCAGACUCUGUCUUAGAUUCACCGAUUGCUGUGAGUCCAGAAAGUGGAGAAGAAGAUGUGUUUGCUGAUGUGCAUAAUGUAUUGCCACCUCCCUACAAAGCUCAAGAACAACAACUCAUCUUAUGUGCUUAGUUGGUUUGGUUAGUUGUCUUUGUGUGUGGUAUUUUUUGGAGCAAAGCUUCUUCUAUUGAUGUAUUUAUGCGUUUCACAGGAAUGCAGAAUGAUACACAUGUUGCAUCUAAAA